AUGUCGUACGACGACCGCGCCAAUGCGCGCCCCAACUUGAAUGAUGAGUCCGAUGUUGAGGAGGAGGCUAUGGUCAACGACUACCGUGAGCAGGUCAACUUCGACGACAGCAUGAGCGAGCUCGACCGGACGACAUCCCUCGGUGGCUCUCAAGCCCAGGACCUUCAGGCACAGCUCACCGCCGCUGCUACCCCGCUGGAAUACCAAGCGACUUUGGAGACCAAGUUCGCCAGCUACGACAACUACUGCAGUCUCUUCCACUACAUCCUGAACUCGGAAGGCCCCGUGGAUCUGGAGGUUCCCUCGUACUACUGGGCUUGGGAAGUCAUUGACGAGUUCAUCUACCAAUUCGAGUCCUUCUGCCGCUACCGCAACCGUGUGGCUCGCGGCGGGUCCAACGAGGAGGAGGCUCAGCUUCUCCGCGAGAACCCCAACACCUGGGGCUGCUACUCCGUGCUGAACGUUCUGUACUCGCUCAUCCAGCGAUCGCAGAUCAAUGAGCAGCUGGCCGCCAUCAAGCGGGGCGAGGACCCCGUCGCCUUCGCCGGUGAGUACGGCUCGCGCCCGCUGUACAAGAUGCUCGGAUACUUCUCGAUCAUCGGCCUGCUGCGUGUGCACUGCCUGCUCGGUGACUUCAGCUUGGCCCUGAAGACCCUCGACGACAUCGAGAUGAACAAGAAGGCCAUGUUCGCCCGCGUGAUGGCCGCCCACUUCACCACCUACUACUACGUGGGCUUCUCCUACAUGAUGAUGCGCCGCUAUGGCGAUGCCAUCCGCAUGUUCAGCCACAUUCUGGUGUACGUCUCCCGGACGAAGAACUUCCAGAAGGGCGGCAACAACUACGACACUAUUGCCAAGAAGAAUGAUCAGAUGUACGCCCUGAUCGCCAUCUGUGUCGCUCUCCACCCCACUCGUCUGGAUGACACCAUCCACUCGGCCGUCCGUGAGAAGUACGGUGAGCAGUUCCUGCGCAUGCAGCAGGGUGGCCCCGAGGCUCUCCCCGUCUUCGAGGAGCUGUUCCGCUCCGCCUGCCCCAAGUUCAUCUCCCCCACUCCUCCCGACUUCGAGAACCCGGCCUCCAACGUCGACCCCAUCGACCACCACACCGCCAUCUUCAUGGACGAGGUUAAGAACACCCUGUUCAACCCCACCAUCCGCUCCUACCUGAAGCUCUACACCACCAUGGACCUCAAGAAGCUCGCCGGCUUCCUCGAGGUUGAGCCCGAGAAGCUCCGCGGCUGGUUGCUCGUCAACAAGCAGCGUAGCCGCCAGAUCCGCUGGGUCGAGGGUGCUCUGCUUGAGGGCGAGCCCGCCAUUGCCAACGACCUCGACUACGCUCUGGAGAACGAUUUGAUCCACGUCAGCGAGACCAAGGCCGGCCGCCGUCUAGUGGACUGGUACCUGCGCAACCUUGCCCGAGUUUACUAA
Penicillium cinerascens is the source of this 1428-nucleotide messenger RNA. RefSeq names its product putative eukaryotic translation initiation factor 3 subunit EifCl. The transcript is spliced from 2 exons. Gene Ontology annotation, molecular function: translation initiation factor activity. Gene Ontology annotation, biological process: translational initiation. The record is from RefSeq and is a predicted model, not a curated record. Gene Ontology annotation, cellular component: cytoplasm; eukaryotic translation initiation factor 3 complex. NCBI's taxonomy places the organism in Eukaryota, Fungi, Ascomycota, Eurotiomycetes, Eurotiales, Aspergillaceae. The coding region runs from base 1 to 1428 and encodes 475 amino acids.